Molecule: messenger RNA, 206 nt
Organism: Entrophospora candida
Lineage: Eukaryota; Fungi; Glomeromycota; Glomeromycetes; Entrophosporales; Entrophosporaceae
Source: the annotation of a GenBank genome assembly
AUAUCUUGCAGAUACUAAACAUAACAAGAAGGCUAUUGAAUCAGCCGAAUCAAAAAGAAAACAAAGGAGGGCUGGCAGCAAUGAUGAAAGUGAAAAAAAAAAGGAUUCAUCAUCAUAUAAAUAUUCAUAUUUACAGAUUAGUUCAACGCAUGAUUCAACAAUUUUUAAUUUAUGUGUAUCAACAGUUUUUGUUGCUGCUAGUUGUG